AUGUUAGAAACUAAACAUUUUGAAAUAGCCCGUCGAGGCUUAGGCCCGAAAUCAUCUCUCUUCCAUCGAGCGCGUUCGGCAAUAGGCGAUCUCUUUUACGAGCGAAGCCGCAAUACCAUUAAAGGGAUGGGGCAUGGGCCACGAGCGACAAGACGAGAGAAAAACGCAAUGCCAAUAACUGAGGAGUUAGUCAGAUCCCUUGUAGGCCAUCGCGGCCCGCACCGAUACAAUAUCGUUUUCGAUAUUUGUCUCGCGGCCGGAUUUCUAAUCGAAUGGAUGCGCCAUUCUGUGCAAAACUCAUCAACUACACAAACUUUACUAAUUGCGCCUUUUAGGCGGUGUCACUUCACUUCUACUUCGUCUAAGUCAUCCGAUAGGACUACGCCGUGGCAGCGUAUCCAUUUGGAGACACGGUGUUUGCAUGUAUUGUGCGAUUGUCCGACGAGCAUCUUCGAGGCAGAAGCUGAGAACGGUCGACUCCUCGACGAGAGUCCGCAAUACGAGACUUGCAGAUAUCAUAGAAGAGUCUCUUUUUACGAGUGUAAAAUUGAAAUAGUGACACACUCCAUGUCGGUGUCGAAGGAUUUUCAACUUGUUGUCGUGUUAGAAGUCGUAUUAGUUGAGACCGCUAUUACAUCGCUCCCAAUGAAUCUCGUCACCGGCCUUCGGAAAAUCGCUAAUGAGGGGUGA
Leptosia nina is the source of this 690-nucleotide messenger RNA. NCBI's taxonomy places the organism in Eukaryota, Metazoa, Arthropoda, Insecta, Lepidoptera, Pieridae. The record is from the annotation of a GenBank genome assembly.